CAUGUUAUGUGUCGUUUCAAUUUUUCCAUUACAUUUUAUAUCGUUCGAGUCACAUGUAUUUAUUUCCAAAGUUCAACCAAUAAAUCGAAACAAUACAAUACGUGGAACAUGAAAUACAGAGAAAAAAAACACUCAUGGGUCAGAAAAUCUUUGAAUUCAGAUUCAUGUUCAUUCGGGCAUAACAUUUGGAUGUGAAAAAAAAAAUAUUGUGCACUAACCGAUUUCAAUCGAACCGUAUGAGUGUGUAAUCGGUUUUGUCAGUUAAACGAAAAAAAAAUAUAUAAAAAAAUGUCGACACUGGAAUAUAAAUACGUCUUUUUGUCGACUAAUUUAAUUUAGUCGAUUUCAAUGAAUUAAAUUGUUAAUCACCCAUCACCCAAUGAAAAAUGGAGUGUGCAAUAUGAACAGUUUAGCUUGAUAACAAGUGAAUUUUACCAUUAAUUAACGUCGAAAGUUUAAAUAAAAUUGAUAAUUUGAAAGUCGUUGUUACCUUAGAAUAUUAAAUGCCAACCGAACAUGUGUAGUUUUGAGUCAAAAUUUGUUUUUUUUUUAUUUAUAUAAAUAACACAACAAAUGGAGUACAUACUUAAAAUUCAUUGAUAACAUAAGUACCACUUAAAUACAUAUACGUACACCAGUCAGUAGUUAAUUGUUAUAGAAAAUGAAAAUAGUUUUUAUUUGUUAUAUAUGCCCAGAAUUGAAAUCGAGAAUAUUUAUUAUGUAAAGGUGUUUCAGUUGCAACCGAACACUGAUAUAGAGGACAUUAUUUUAAAAUUAGUUUAAAAAAAAAACGGCAGUUCAAAACUAGUGUUUCGUUGAACGUAUAAACAAUUUUUAGCUUUAACUGAUUCAGUCAAGUGCUACCGUUCUAAUUAAUGAAAGUGACAAUCUUGUAACAUCAAAAAGAAUGGUUCACAAGUUCAAAAACAAAGUGGACAAUUUUCUGUUUAGUGAAAUGCCCGUUGAUAGUAUGGAUUAUGAAAGGAAAGGUGGCUGCUUCGUUACAAUAUCGAAAGGAGUACUUCUGACAAUUUUGUUCAUUAUUUUUGGUUUUCUUUUGGGAUUACUCGUAUUUUACACAACAAAACACGCAUAUCAGAACAAACCACUAAUGUCGAUAGAAGAGUUUAUCGAAAACUCUCAAGAUGAAAACUACGAAAUAAGUCAAGAAACAAUCGCACCGAAGCACUACCGUUUGAUAUUCAAUUCAAUGCUAAACGAAUCCCUUAAUCAAUUUUCGUUUACCGGAAACGUUUGGAUAACAAUAACGCCGAAUCACGAUCACAUUAGAACAAUUGAACUGGAUGCGAAAAAUUUAGAUAUCCGUGCCGACGAUGUGACCGUGUAUCGUAGCCGUAUUUUGUCAGAUUCUAAUUUUCAAUUAACAAACGAUCGAGAUGAACGAUCAGCUCAGCUAGUUGAGGACGAUGCUUCCGUGGAAGAUGAUCAAUCCGAUUUAUUGAUGUCAAAUUCAACCGAAUGGAUCGAUUCAAAUACGCCCGAUACGAGUGCGGAAAAAGAAUCGCAGGAAUUACCUGGAGAGGAUAAGGGAAAUGAUAUUGACACAACAACAACAGAACUUAACGAAACAGGAAGCGAAGAUGAAACAACUAAAUUCGAAGUAAAAAGUUCAUCGGAGCAACCGGAACCAUCGGUACCAUCGGAACCAUCGGUAACUGAAUUUGUCGAAUACAAUGAUACCAACACAAUGUGGGACGGUCUAUUUCAAAAUGACUCAAUGUUGAGGGAACCGAAUCCUGACGAUCAAACCCAUUUACAAAUUGACGGCAUUCGAUUCGAUGCGGUCAGACAGAAGCUAAUAAUCACACUGAAUACCGCAUUGCGUAGAGGUCACUACUACAUCGUUAAAGUUUUCUUCAGCGGUAAUAUGACCAAUGACUACGGAUUGGUGUACAAAUCAUACGAUGGUACAUCGGAGUCGGGUGACGAUUUUGUGGCAGCAACUGUAACCGAUCCACAUCAUACGCCUGUUCUUUUCCCAUGCUUCAACAGUUACUUGAAAGACGUCACAUUUCAGUUGAAUCUCAUUCGGCGUAAUGAUCAUCAGUCGGUGUCAGUGUCGAAGUUAAUAAGGUCACAGAAAAUAACAAACGAUUGGACACUAGAUGCAUACCAGAGAACUUACCCGAUGAUGUUGAACAAUUUUGGGUUUGUCAUCACAAACAUUCCGGCGGUCGUUGUAACAGUAACACCAGAUUUGAUGAUAAAUUCAUAUUUUCGACCGAAACUUCUUCCUAAUAUAACGUUCAUCGACUCCGUCAUUCCGUCAUUAUUAAAGAAAAUCGAAUGGUACACGAAUUCGACCUACCCAUUGGAAUCAAUAAGUUUCAUUGGAAUGCCGAGUUCCACCCAUGACGUCAUUGAAAUCAAAAAGGGUUUGGUCAUUGCAAGCGAAUCGUUUUUUAUUGCCUACGACGAUACGGAUAAACAAAAUAAGGAAUUGACCAUAUCGCAUGUAGUCGGAAAAGUAUGGUCUCAGCCAUGGGAAAUUAUUGAAUUCGAAGAUCAACAAUGGAUUAACGAAGCUCUUUCGAUGCAAUUGAUUAUGUUGGGCGACCGAUCUUAUACCAGUAGUAAUUUAAGCUCCGAAUCUAUGAUCAAUAAACGUAUGGAGUCAUUGAGACGGGAGCAAAGUUUCUUGGACAUUAAUUUAAAGGAAUUUAGGAAACGAAGUUUGGAUGAUAAUUGGAUUUAUGUGGCACAGAGUAAAGGCCUCUAUGUCUUGACAUUGUUAGAAGAUCUCUUAACAAAACCAAUCUAUCAAACGGGAUUACAACGAUUCUUUAAAUCGAAUGGUACGACGAAUUUUCUAGAAACAUUAGGUAACUUAAAUGCCGAUUCAUCAAAGUCGAUGGAACAAUGCAUUCACGAAUGGACUCAACAGAUUGGUUAUCCAAUAAUUCACAUCCGGCAAAUAGGGGCUAACAAAGUUCAGAUUGAAGAAAUGGAAUUGGCAUCGGGGAAUCUUCGUCAAUCCAAUCCACACUUUUGGAGCACACAUAUUACAAUCAACAAUCAAACACUCUGGUUACAGAACAAUGGAACGAAAUUCGAUAUUGAGGAUGACUGGCUAACAGUAAAAUCAACAGGAUAUUUCCGAGUAAACUACGAUGGUGAUCGUUGGCAGACCAUACUAAAGGCCCUUCAAAUGAAUCACAAAAUACUAUCGGCGAACGAUCGUGCUGUUUUAAUCGACGAUGCCUUCAAUUUGGCUAAAUACAAUUACCUCGAUUAUUCGAUCGUACAACAGCUGCUGGAACGUUGGAAUGACCAGGAAAUGGAAUAUUUGCCGUGGAAGGCAGCACUCGUUAAUUUGGAAUUCGUCUACAAAAAUUCCAUCGACUUUUCCAUUGGCAAUGGCUUUAAUACUUUACUCAGCAAUUUAACUCAACGUGCCUACAAAAACAUUGUCCGAUCCCCGUUAGGUGGAAUGCCGCAUAAAUUGAAAGUAUUGAUAAAGAAAUGGUCAUGUCAAAUAUUCGCGCUAUCAGAUUGUGUGGCUGAUGCCCAGAAAGAUUUCCAAAAUUUAAUCAUCAACGACACAUUAACGCUGUCACAGAGAUCAGCUACGGAUGUUGAGCAACUGUACUGUACCGUCAUAAGAUUUGGUGAUGCACAAAGUUGGCACCUAGUGAGAAACAGUUUCGAUCCGACCAACAAUCACAACUACAAUAAAGCUUUAUUGUAUUCGCUUGGAUGCUCUACCGAUCUGCGAAUAUUGGGCGAAUAUUUUUCACUUUUAUUGGAUAGCCAAUACAAGGACUAUGCCGGUACAAUAGUUCGAUCAAUGAAUGACAAUCAAAUCGGACAGAAAUAUGCUUUGGAAUAUUUCUAUACGAACUUUCAACAGUUGCAGCAAAUGCACGGUCUUCCAACAUUGAAGACAUUGCUGAAGGGUAUUUCGACUACAUACGAUUACAAAUUGUUUCAGAUGUUUUACAGCGCCAAUUCUGACCUCUUCACAUUUAAAGACAGGAAAACUAUGGCCGAGAUUGUCAAUUCGAUCAGAAGUAAUUUAAAAUGGAAAAAUGAUUUUGCAGAUGCGUUCAGUACUUCGUAGGCGACGGACAUAAAGAACAAAUUUUACGAAUGAAAGAGAUAACAGUAAAAUGUUUCGUUUUU
Molecule: messenger RNA, 4143 nt
Organism: Bradysia coprophila
Lineage: Eukaryota; Metazoa; Arthropoda; Insecta; Diptera; Sciaridae
Product: aminopeptidase Ey-like
Biological process (GO): proteolysis; peptide catabolic process
Cellular component (GO): membrane; cytoplasm
Molecular function (GO): peptide binding; zinc ion binding; metalloaminopeptidase activity
Source: RefSeq, a predicted model, not a curated record